Molecule: messenger RNA, 2627 nt
Organism: Melozone crissalis (California towhee)
Lineage: Eukaryota; Metazoa; Chordata; Aves; Passeriformes; Passerellidae
Gene: STAT3
Product: signal transducer and activator of transcription 3
Exons: 24
Coding region: 103-2418 (771 amino acids)
Biological process (GO): defense response; leptin-mediated signaling pathway; regulation of transcription by RNA polymerase II
Molecular function (GO): DNA-binding transcription factor activity, RNA polymerase II-specific; RNA polymerase II cis-regulatory region sequence-specific DNA binding
Source: RefSeq, a predicted model, not a curated record
CGCAGGAGGUCCGGUCCCUCGGCGCAGCCGGACGCGAUCGCCGCCGUCACCGGGAGCCGCCGCCCCGCCCGCCGGGACCGCCGGUCUCCCGAGCUGGCCAGGAUGGCGCAGUGGAACCAGCUGCAGCAGCUCGACACGCGCUACCUGGAGCAGCUCCACCAGCUCUACAGCGACAGCUUCCCCAUGGAGCUCCGGCAGUUCCUGGCCCCCUGGAUUGAAAGCCAGGACUGGGCCUAUGCUGCCAGCAAGGAGUCUCAUGCCACGCUGGUGUUCCACAACCUGCUGGGGGAGAUUGACCAGCAGUACAGCCGCUUCCUGCAGGAGUCCAACGUCCUCUACCAGCACAACCUGCGCCGCAUCAAGCAGUUCCUGCAGAGCAGAUACCUGGAGAAGCCAAUGGAGAUCGCCCGCAUCGUGGCUCGCUGCCUCUGGGAAGAGUCCCGGCUCCUCCAGACAGCUGCUACUGCAGCCCAGCAAGGGGGACAGGCAACACAUCCCACAGCAGCUGUGGUGACAGAGAAGCAGCAGAUGCUGGAGCAGCACCUGCAGGAUGUCAGGAAGAGGGUGCAGGAUCUGGAGCAGAAGAUGAAAGUGGUGGAAAAUCUCCAGGAUGACUUUGAUUUUAACUACAAGACUUUGAAAAGCCAAGGAGACAUGCAGGACCUGAACGGGAACAACCAGUCAGUGACCAGGCAGAAGAUGCAGCAGCUGGAGCAAAUGCUGACAGCACUGGACCAGAUGCGCAGGGGCAUAGUGAGUGAGCUGGCUGGGCUGCUCUCAGCCAUGGAGUAUGUGCAGAAGAUGCUGGCAGAUGAGGAACUGGCAGACUGGAAGAGGAGACAGCAGAUUGCCUGCAUUGGUGGCCCACCCAAUAUCUGCCUGGACAGGCUUGAGAACUGGAUAACCUCCCUCGCUGAAUCACAGCUACAGACCCGGCAGCAGAUCAAGAAGUUGGAAGAACUGCAGCAAAAAGUGUCCUACAAGGGUGACCCAAUCGUGCAGCACCGGCCCAUGCUGGAGGAGCGCAUCGUGGAGCUGUUCAGGAACCUGAUGAAAAGUGCUUUUGUGGUGGAGAGGCAGCCCUGCAUGCCCAUGCACCCUGACAGGCCCCUGGUCAUCAAGACAGGUGUGCAGUUCACCACCAAAGUCAGGUUGUUGGUCAAGUUCCCAGAGCUGAACUAUCAGCUGAAAAUCAAAGUCUGCAUUGACAAGGACUCCGGGGACGUUGCAGCACUUCGUGGGUCCCGCAAGUUUAACAUCCUGGGGACCAACACCAAGGUGAUGAACAUGGAGGAGUCAAACAAUGGCAGCCUCUCAGCAGAGUUCAAGCACCUGACCCUGAGGGAGCAGCGCUGUGGCAAUGGAGGCAGAGCCAACUGUGAUGCCUCGCUGAUAGUCACUGAGGAGCUGCACCUCAUCACUUUUGAGACAGAGGUGUAUCACCAGGGGCUGAAGAUCGACCUGGAGACCCACUCACUGCCUGUGGUGGUCAUCUCCAACAUCUGCCAGAUGCCCAACGCCUGGGCAUCCAUCCUGUGGUACAACAUGCUGACCAACAACCCCAAGAACGUGAACUUCUUCACCAAGCCCCCCAUUGGCACCUGGGACCAGGUGGCAGAGGUGCUGAGCUGGCAGUUCUCCUCCACCACCAAGCGCGGGCUCAGCAUCGAGCAGCUCACCACGCUGGCAGAGAAACUGCUGGGACCAGGUGUGAAUUACUCUGGCUGUCAGAUCACCUGGGCCAAGUUCUGCAAGGAGAACAUGGCUGGCAAAGGCUUCUCUUUCUGGGUCUGGCUGGACAACAUCAUUGACUUGGUGAAGAAGUACAUCCUGGCACUGUGGAACGAAGGGUACAUCAUGGGCUUCAUCAGCAAGGAGCGGGAGCGAGCCAUCCUGAGCACCAAGCCCCCAGGGACCUUCCUGCUGCGCUUCAGUGAGAGCAGCAAGGAGGGUGGCAUCACCUUCACCUGGGUGGAGAAGGACAUCAGUGGGAAGACACAGAUCCAGUCGGUGGAGCCUUACACCAAGCAGCAGCUGAACAACAUGUCCUUUGCUGAGAUCAUCAUGGGCUACAAGAUCAUGGAUGCCACCAACAUCCUGGUGUCCCCUCUGGUGUACCUGUACCCAGACAUCCCCAAGGAGGAGGCAUUUGGGAAGUACUGCCGCUCUGAGAGCCAGGAGCACUCGGAAGCCACGGACUCAGGUAGUGCUGCUCCAUACCUGAAGACCAAGUUCAUCUGUGUCACCCCCACCUCCUUCAGCAACACCAUCGACCUGCCCAUGUCCCCGCGCACGCUGGACUCGCUCAUGCAGUUCGGCACCGGCGGCGAGGGCGCGGAGAGCAACGCAGGGGGGCAGUUUGAGUCGCUGACCUUCGACAUGGAGCUGACCCCAGAGUGCGCGUCCUCGCCCAUGUGAGGGGCUGCGGCUCAGCCUUCCCACCUCCAGAGCCUCCCCUGGAUUUGUCCCACUCGGCUGCAGCUGCUCCAGGAACUGCUGGGGGCCCUGCAUGGGUCAGGUCCUCACCUUACCCAGCCCCUCUCUGGGGUGGUGCAGCUCAUCUCUGGGGGAGGGGGAUGAACCUUUUUCUAUUUCCUUCCAUAACAGUUUUCUAUUAUGUUUGCUCA